CCUGACUGCAACUUGAACUAUUUGUAGGAACCUUGGUGUUUUAGUCCAAUGGAUUGAAGUUGGCCGCAUAUAUUUUACCCCGAAUGUUGGAUGUCAGGACUUGUCAACUUUCAAAAUGCAAUGCUAUGCGCAUGUCACUCGCGCCUUGAUAUCCUCAGUACAGCGCAGUGCAGCGCAUGUCAGUGCCAUCCGUUCGGUCUCAAUCGACAUGACCGUCCAGAUACUCCACUCUCCACCUCAACACGCCUCAAAAAGCAAUGGGUAGCAACGGGAAAUGCCAUGGACCAUCGUGGACAUCGUGGACCUUGGAAGACAAAAGUCCAUUUACGACUUGUUGUUACUCCACCCGCUUGUCCCCUCCCUUUGGCUGCGGCUACGAGACGCCAAAAAAGGGGUACACAGUUGACGUUGCAUUCCCCUCGAUUUCCCCUUCUUGGAACGGGCCUGUACCUGUCGGCCAGCCAUGCUUUUCUAACACACGCAUGCGAGUCUAUACAUAACUGCACUCCGCCAGCCUUGUCUGCGCGCCAUUCAUCACUCGCACCCGCACGCCGCACGCGAGUCCAAUGGGUUCCGGAUCCAAUACCCGCGGGGCCGCGGAUCGAGGGACCGCCGUGGACCGUGGACCGUGGACCGUGGGCCGCCGGUGGACUGCGGAUUGCGGAUGAACAGCCAACCAACGAACCACUGGAAGUGCCCGGUUCAUCGUACACAUUUUCACGGACGACCAACGCUUUUACCAACGACUGUAUACCUACCUACCCGUGUAGUUCAUCCCGAGGCUUGAUACUACACGUGUACUACGGGUACCUGUCAAGGGACAGGAGAAUAUCCCGCCUGCGCUCCGCAAUCGCAAUCGCAAUCGGAAUCGCAAUCCCCUCCGGCGAGCGGAUCGAUCCGGAAAUUUGAAAUUUGACUCCAGACUUCCACCCAAACCUUGUCUACAUAUCCACCAUAGUCCACCACCACCAUGGGGAAACUGUGUUGGGUUGUGUGGUUUGUGCAAUGCCGUCAAAAUUUAUCCAUCGCCUACCCGCAGCUUUUAUAUCUUGCUUGCGGCAAGUUCUGUCCCGUAGUGACGGUAUUGGACAGGGGAAUGGAAUUGAUGAUGGUGAUGGGAGUACAGGAUAUGUGAUUUCGAAUUACAACCGAGGACAUCCAAACCUCAACGUCCACGUCUAGAGACCUUCACUCCC
Messenger RNA from Neurospora tetraspora, 1196 nucleotides. RefSeq lists its product as uncharacterized. The transcript is spliced from 2 exons. The coding region runs from base 91 to 909 and encodes 272 amino acids. NCBI's taxonomy places the organism in Eukaryota, Fungi, Ascomycota, Sordariomycetes, Sordariales, Sordariaceae. The record is from RefSeq and is a predicted model, not a curated record.